This is a messenger RNA of Tarenaya hassleriana, 626 nucleotides long. Its product is annotated as histone H2A.6-like. The coding region runs from base 34 to 432 and encodes 132 amino acids. Lineage: Eukaryota; Viridiplantae; Streptophyta; Magnoliopsida; Brassicales; Cleomaceae. The transcript has 2 exons. The record is from RefSeq and is a predicted model, not a curated record. Gene Ontology annotation, molecular function: protein heterodimerization activity; structural constituent of chromatin; DNA binding. Gene Ontology annotation, cellular component: nucleosome.
UACAGUUAACACUGAAUUUUUCGAACUGUUCCAAUGGCGGGCCGCGGAAAAACUCUAGGCUCGGGGACAGCGAAGAAGGCGACGUCGAGGAGUAGCAAAGCCGGUCUCCAGUUUCCGGUAGGUCGUAUCGCGCGUUUUCUGAAAGCCGGCAAGUACGCCGAACGUGUCGGCGCCGGAGCUCCGGUAUACUUGGCCGCCGUGCUCGAAUACCUAGCCGCAGAGGUGCUUGAACUGGCUGGGAACGCGGCGAGAGACAACAAGAAGACGAGGGUUGUGCCGAGGCAUAUACAGUUAGCGGUGAGGAACGACGAAGAGCUGAGCAAGUUGCUUGGCGAUGUGACAAUCGCGAGCGGAGGCGUGAUGCCUAACAUCCAUAAUCUUCUUCUUCCCAAGAAGGCCGGCGGUUCGUCCAAAGCGGCUGAUGAAGAUUAAACCCCGAAAUGGGCAUCUCAUACUUAGAUUUCUUCUUCCUUGUUUUGGGGGUUUCUUGCAUUUGAAUCAAUCGGUGUUCAUGUGAUUAGAAAAUUAGGAUUCCAGAGAUUCUCGCUUCUUGUGUCUCGUCCCCUAUAUAUACAACCGUUUGUCUUGUAUCAUGAAUUUUAUACUAAUAAAAAUUUUAUUUUUCA